Molecule: messenger RNA, 1307 nt
Organism: Diorhabda carinulata
Lineage: Eukaryota; Metazoa; Arthropoda; Insecta; Coleoptera; Chrysomelidae
Product: trypsin-1-like
Exons: 7
Coding region: 81-1259 (392 amino acids)
Biological process (GO): proteolysis
Molecular function (GO): serine-type endopeptidase activity
Source: RefSeq, a predicted model, not a curated record
CCGGAAGAAAGAAUAUCAAUUAUCUAUUUAAAUAUUCAGUUGAUUAUUCUUCAAAUUUUAGUUAUACACUUUCUGUAAGGAUGAAAGUUGCUAUUUUAAUUUUCCUAGUUGCAAUCCAAUUUUUGGAUCUCUGCAAUAGCAUUGCAAUAAAGCCUGAAAUAAAACAUAACUCCUUAAAUGCCAAAUCAGACGAAGCAUUUGUUAACCGGGAUUACGUUAGAAGGAAGCGAUAUUUAGGACUUAGCAGAAAAUUCAAGUUAAACAAGCGAUACCAGGAAUGUAUAGGUCCAGGAGAUGCUGCAGGUCACUGCAAACAUAUUUCAUACUGCCCUGCAAGAAUUUUCCAAAAAAUAAAUACCUUAGAUUAUUUGUGCGUGAUUGAAGAAAGAUUCGUUGGGGUUUGUUGUCCUGAUGAUAUUACUAGUUCUGCGGUUAGCGGGUCUCAACUGAUAAUAGAUUUACCUGCAGGAGGAGAGGAUUAUGACGAAACUGAUCAAUACACAGGAUGCGGACUUUCAAGCGCUUCUUCUAUAGCUACAAAGCAAGCAAGACAAGGGGAGUUACCGUGGAUAGCUGCUUUAAUGCCCAAAGACAAAGAUGAACUGGGUGUACAACAACAUAUUUGUGGAGGAGCUUUGAUUACGGAUUCACAUAUUCUGACUGCAUCUCAUUGCACUUAUACAAUAACGGCUGAAGACAUUUUUGUUCGAUUAGGAGAAUAUGAUUUCAACAGAGCGGAUGAGUCUCGUUUUCGAGAUUAUGACGUAGCUGAAAUAAUCCAACACCCAAACUUUGUUGUGGCAACUUACGAAAAUGACAUAGCAAUCUUAAAACUCAAAACUGCAAUCUCCUUCAACACUUACAUGUGGCCAAUCUGCCUACCACCAGCCAAGCGCGAUUAUGUUAAUGAAACAGUUAUUGUUGCUGGCUGGGGUAGGUUGUCUUUUGGUGGAUCAAUUAGCGAGGUGUUAAAUCAAGUAGCUAUACCAGUUUGGCCACUAGAAACUUGCAUUGAUGCUUUUGCUCAAAAAAUCACUGAUGAUAACAUUUGUGCUGCUGCAUAUGAAGGUGGGAAAGAUUCUUGCCAGGGUGACUCUGGUGGACCAUUGAUGUACCAACUGGAGAAUGGUAGAUGGAUAACAAUCGGAGUAGUAUCUUGGGGAAUUGGAUGUGGAAAUAAAGGCAGCCCAGGAAUAUAUACUAGAGUCGGAAACUACUUGCCUUGGAUAAUAAAGAAUACUAUGGCUAAAAAUGAUUGAACUACAAUGAAAAUUUUGUUCACUAAUGAAAUAGAUUAAUAAAAAUGA